Molecule: messenger RNA, 3381 nt
Organism: Glycine soja
Lineage: Eukaryota; Viridiplantae; Streptophyta; Magnoliopsida; Fabales; Fabaceae
Exons: 7
Coding region: 965-3058 (697 amino acids)
Molecular function (GO): chromatin binding
Source: RefSeq, a predicted model, not a curated record
UUCUCUCUCUCUCUCUCUCUCUCUCUCUUUUGUUUUUAUUUUAUUUUUCAUUUUUCUAUAACACAACUCCUGCGGCUGCAUUGGAUGCACAAUUCCUCAGCUCUGCAACUCUCUUUCUCUCUCUUUCCAUUUCCAUGUUCAUGGCAAUUUCAAGUGUUCCCACCGCCCCAGCCUUUGCUCCAGCCCCUCUUUUUUGAGUCAUCCAGAAUCAACACCAGCGUUUUUACUCAGAGUAUGCUAUAAAGUCUCAAUCUUUCUGUUGGAAACUUCCUUUUCUUCUAUCAAUUGGGAUACCCAUUUGGCCUUUUGGCAGAUUGUUGCCUCAGGAGUAGCCAUAGGCCAAGUUUUUCUCUGCCUGUUGGAUUUUUAAGGCUCUGGAUCAGUUUUCCUGAAGGGUUUCUCUCUGAUCUGUUUGGAGACACAGAUAUUAGUUUGAGGUUUUUGUGGCUGUGGUCAACUUUGAAGCUUUUACAGUUUCAGGAGAUGAUCAUGUCUCUCUGGAGGCUUGUGAGAUUGAGAAAAAAAGGGUCAAGUUAGCCAUCCUUAGAUGGUGUUUUUUUUUUUUUUUUUUCUGAUUUCAAAGCCCUUAAUUUUUUAGGGAAUUUUGUCUGUUUUUGUUUGAUAUAAUUUUGAAGGGCAUGGAUGUUUAAUUAGGGUUUCUGACGUUUUCCCCACCUGAAAAAGUACUUGGCUUUUGAUGAUUCUGGUUAGUUUUAUGCAGCAGACAUCUUUGUGUUAACCUGAGUAGGGUUCUUCUUAGGAGUGAGGAAACUGAGGUUGUUCAAAAGGUUGUUUGUGUGUUAGGAUGAUGAUAUGCUAAAAGAUUCUUGCUUUAUGACUAUGGAUUUGUCUGAUUGUCCUUUUGGACUAGUGAGUCCAAAGGGUCUGCACCCUUUGCCAUUGCUUUGAAAUCAAGUGCAUAUCUGCUGGUGUUCUGUUAACUCCUGUUGGUAUUCUCUUUAAGAUGGCUGUGAACAAUCGCUGUUUCGUGGAAUGGAAAGAGCAGUUUGUUUCUCAGGAGCGCGGUAAUCGCGUGGUUCACUAUUACCUGAAGGAUUCUGCAGGGGAACCCGUCCUUGCAGUUGUGGGCACUGAGAGGAGUGUUAGGCACAUGUGCUAUGUUGUUGCUGAGGAGUUCCUUGAAAUUUGUGGGAAGGAGGGUUCCAUUCCAACUGGUUUCAAAUGGAGAUCUAGAAGGGAGGUGGUAGAUUGGCUGACAUCAACACUAUCGAAGCAAAAUCUGCAGGGAGAUAGAAGUGUAUCAUCUGGUCAUAACUUGGUACCAGCUCAUGAGACCACAAAUGACACUGUCAACGAAAUUACUGGUCUGUCUGUUCAAAUAACAGAUGACAAGGACUUUCCUAUGAGUAACUCCAAACUAUCCAAUUCAGACAUUGUUUGGUCAGGAGUUGCAUGGAGAUGUGGCAAACAACUUAAGCAUUAUCCAGCUUUUUUCAGGAAUGGCAUCAAAAUAGCGAUUCAAUCCUUUGUUUUUGUUAUGGGCAAGGGAGAGAACCAUUAUAUUGCUUAUGUAGAGGAUAUGUAUGAAGACAGGAGGGGACAGAAAAAGGUCAAAGUGAGGUGGUUUCACCAUAAUCAGGAAGUCAAGGGUGUAGUUCCUGUAAGAAAUCUUCACCCUCGGGAAGUUUUUAUCACACCUUAUUCUCAAGUCAUUAGUGCAGAGUGCGUAGAUGGUUCUGCCACAGUCUUAACUCGUGAACACUAUGAAAAAUGCAUGCCUUUUUUUUCCCCCACUUCAAGGGACAGAAUACAUUUGUGCUUUAGGCAGUUUAGAAGCAACAAAGUCAAGCCCUUUGACUUCAGUAAACUGCGUGGUUACUAUACUCAACCAAUUCUUUCUUGCUUGCACCAUGAUUCAAUCCAGAACCCUGAGAGCCUUGUGGGAGAAGAUGAAGAGUUGAGUGCAGGUGAGGAUGUGAAGGUAGGAGCCAAGAGGAGGAGAGGUGAUAAGGGGUCUCCUCAGUCUUGGAUAAGUCGCCAGGGAGUUAGGAAGUUAAUUAAGAGUAAGCAAAUGAUGGUAUACAAAACCUUCCAGGUUGCAAAUUAUGCAAGAUCAGAAAGGAGAUUGCUUUCUCGGAAGCAGGUUGAGUGUCAACCUUGGUCUAACCACACAUACAAGGUUGAUGACAAGAUAGAGUUACUUUGUCAAGAUAGUGGCAUCAGAGGCUGCUGGUUCAGGUGUACAGUUGUUCAGGUAGCCCGGAAGCAGUUGAAAGUCCAAUAUGAUGAUGUCCAGGAUGAAGAUGGAAGUGGAAAUCUUGAGGAAUGGAUCCCUGCUUUCAAGUUAGCCAGGCCUGAUAAACUUGGGAUGAGGCAUUCUGGCCGCCCCACCAUCAGGCCAGCUCCAACUUAUGAGGAACAGGAACUAGCUGUUGAGGUUGGAAAUGCAGUUGAUGCAUGGUGGAGUGAUGGCUGGUGGGAGGGGGUUGUAACUAGAAAUGACAACUGUGGUGAUGAUAGUGCUCAAGUCUACUUUCCCGGUGAAUGCUUGCUGAUGAAAGUGUGCAAGAAGGAUUUAAGAAUAUCUAGAGAUUGGUUAGGGGACAAUUGGAUUAACAUUAUGGCAAAACCUGAAAUAACUAAAACUAUUAUAUUCACAGCUAAUAAUAGUUUUAACACAGAGCUUUAUGUGUCCCCAUCUAUCGCUAAAGAUGUGGACUCUGUUGGUUUUGCUAAUUCAUGUCAUGGUGAUCCUGUUAGUAAGAAGUCAAAUGAACCGGUUAUCAAAGAAGUGAAUCUUGUGUCUUGUGAUGGCUCUACUAAAGAAGAGAAUUUUGUGUCUUGUGAUGACUCUGCUGAAGAUAGGGACUGUGUUCAGGAUAAUAAACCCUCUUCAGAAAAAUGUACUCAAGCUGAAAAUAUUGAUUCAGAUGUCAAUUGUGAUCAUGAAGACAAUUGUGUUGAUAAUGAUAAUGAUAAGAAUAGCGAUGAUGGUGGUAACAAGAAUGAUGAUGAUAAUGGAAAUAAAGAUAUGGAGGUAUUUGAAACUUCUGUACUGGAUGGAGAAACUGUAGAGCUCAUGGAAGUGGCUGUAUAAACAAAUUUUUUAGAACUCAUGCAUAAAGUUAUGGUAGUUCUGAUUGUAGAGCUUUGCCAUCAUCUCUUAUUGUGUUGUAAUCUGUGUCCAAUGUUAGCCUGAGAAUGUAAAUAUUUACACGGUUAUGUGGGAAUCUGAUUGAUUGUUAACUUCUUAGUUGUCUUCAUAGGUGUACAGUGUUGAGUGUAAUGUGCUAGUGUGUGUUGUCUUCCUUUCCAUUGAUUGUAAUAGAGAGUAGUUUCUUUUAUGAGACAAAUAUUGUUGAGCAAUUUUGGUUUCAUUUAUUUGAGCCAAUACUGUAUUUUAAGAUCUGUGUGCCGAAU